AUGGUAGCAAACUCCAAACCCCAAACUCACCAUGUUUCCGUUUUGGCCUUCCCCUUCGGUUCCCAUGCCGGCCCUCUCCACAGCCUCGUCCUCAGACUAGCUGCGGCGGCCCCGCAGGUGGCCUUCUCGUUCCUGACAACUUCCAAAGCCAACGCCGCCCUCUUCUCCAAGUCACCGUUGAGCCUCCACAAUGUGAAGGCUUACAACGUGCCUGACGGGUUGCCAGAGAACUUCGUGCCCUCUGGCAACCCUGAGGUGGCUGUCGGGUUUUUCUUGAAGGCGGCGCCUGCGAACUUUAUGGGGAAUAUGGCGGAGGAGAUGAAAGUCCCCUGGGUGCCGGUUUGGACGGGUGGACCACGUUCACUGCUGGCUCAUGUUGACACAGACUUGAUACGCCAAAGGCUUGGAACCAGUGGAGGUGGAAAACAAACCCUCGACUUCCUUCCUGGAUUUUCAAGAUUUCAGAUGGACGACCUACCUGAAGGAAUAGUAGGAAAGUUAGAGUCACCCUUAGCAACUCUAUUAUACAAAAUGGGACAAAAGCUGCCUAAAGCGACCGCUGUUGCAAUAAACUCUUUUGAAGAAGUAGACCCUGAAGUUGUGAAUGUGCUCAAGUCAAGAUUCCAGAAGUUCCUCAACGUUGGACCCUUUAGCCUAAUACCGUCAUCACCAUCACCAUCACCAUCACCGCCGCCAUUGCUUAACGAUGAAAGUGGUUGCUUAGAGUGGUUGGACACGCAGAAGGCAGCAUCAGUGGCAUAUAUUAGCUUUGGAAGUGUGGUGACACCACCACCUCAUGAGCUAGCAGCAUUUGCGGAAGCAUUGAUUGAAAGUGGGUUUCCAUUUAUUUGGUCAUUUAGGGGCAACAUAGAGGAAAUAUUGCCCAAGGGGUAUGACAAAAUGAGCCUGAAUGGGAAAAUACUUUCAUGGGCUCCACAAGUGCAAGUCUUGGGGCAUUCUUCAACUGGGGUUUUUGUGACACAUUGUGGGUGGAAUUCGAUUUUGGAGAGCAUUGUUGGUGGUGUGCCUAUGAUUUGCAGGCCAUUUUUUGGAGACCAAAAUCUUAACAUGAGGACGGUAGAGGCUGCAUGGGGGAUUGGUGUUGGGGUUGAGGGAGGGCUCAUCACGAAACCUGCAGCGAUUAAGGCCUUGGAACUGGUCUUGAAGCAAAAAGAAGGAGAAGAAAUGAGAGAAAAAUUAAAGAUCCUACAAAAUCUUGCCCAACAAGCUGUUGAAUGGAAUGGAAGCUCCCCACGAGCUUUCAAUAGCUUGGUGGAGAUUGUCACAAAGUAA
Prunus armeniaca (apricot) is the source of this 1293-nucleotide messenger RNA. The record is from the annotation of a GenBank genome assembly. NCBI's taxonomy places the organism in Eukaryota, Viridiplantae, Streptophyta, Magnoliopsida, Rosales, Rosaceae.